Papaver somniferum (opium poppy) is the source of this 3082-nucleotide messenger RNA. Its product is annotated as probable receptor-like protein kinase At5g61350. NCBI's taxonomy places the organism in Eukaryota, Viridiplantae, Streptophyta, Magnoliopsida, Ranunculales, Papaveraceae. Bases 175 to 2781 code for a protein of 868 amino acids. Gene Ontology annotation, cellular component: plasma membrane; plasmodesma. Gene Ontology annotation, biological process: protein autophosphorylation. Gene Ontology annotation, molecular function: transmembrane receptor protein tyrosine kinase activity; ATP binding. The transcript has a single exon. The record is from RefSeq and is a predicted model, not a curated record.
CUAAAACAAAGGUUUUCACAUUUUGUGUUGGAGGCCAUUCCAUUAUUCCAUUUUCCAAACAACAAACUUCCUUCAUUGAUUCUCUCUUUGUUGGAUUUCCUCUAUGGAGGAAGUUUGAAGUUCAUCAAUGGCAUCAUCAUAGCAAGUAUUGAUUGAUCAAAACAAGUUUCAAUAAUGGGAGGAGAGAAAAAUGGGGUGGUAUCACCUCUACCCAUCUCUAUCUCUCUCCUCCUCUUUCUUCUAAUCCUUUCCUUUGCAAAUCCUUCGUCUUCACAACCGCAUUCAACACCAUCUCUUUCUUUCAAUCCUGCUGACAAUUAUCUCGUGGAUUGUGGCUCAGCUCAACCUACUAAGCUCGAGGAUGGACGUACGUUUAAGUCCGAUUCGCAGACCGCUUCGCUUCUUUCUACGGAUGAAGAUAUUCAAACUUCAGUUUCUUCAAUUAACAAUAAAGAUGCUGCUAGUUCUUCUGUGUCACCUUUGUAUCUUACAGCUAGGAUUUUUUGUGAAGAAUCCACGUACACGUUCUUUGUUUCUCGUCCAGGGCGACACUGGGUUCGUCUCUACUUUUUUCCUGUUUUUCAUCCUAAGUAUAAUCUAACCACAGCUUCAUUUUCCGUGGUUACGGAUAAAGUCGUUCUCCUUCAUGAUUUUACUAUACCCAGUGCUGAUACUCCGGUGUUUAAAGAGUACUUGGUUAAUGUUGCUUCUGAUAGAUUCUCCCUUAAGUUCUCGCCCAAGAAGAAUUCGUUUGCGUUCAUUAACGGGAUCGAACUCGUUUCAGCCCCGGACGCAUUGGUAUCUGACUCUGCCACUGUUUUACCUGCUUCUGAUUUUAAAGGUUUAUCUGAAUAUGCACUUGAAGUUUCUUACAGAUUGAAUGUUGGUGGUCCUCUUAUAAGUCCUGCGAAUGACACAUUGAAAAGAUUAUGGCUACCUGACGACGGAUUUAUGAAGCACCCCGAAGCAGCAACAAAUGCUUCUGUUACUCCAACUGCGGUUAAAUAUCCAGAAGAUGGUGCAACCCCAUUAAUUGCACCAAACUGGGUUUAUUCUACCGCGAAACAGAUGGGAGAUUCAGCAACUGUGAACCCAAAUUUCAAUCUCACAUGGGAAAUGGGUGUUGAUCCAACAUUCUCAUAUCUGAUAAGAUUGCAUUUCUGCGAUAUCGUCAGCAAGACCUUAAAUGAUUUAUACUUCAAUGUUUAUGUCAAUGGAAUUAUGGGUUCUUCAGGGCUCGAUCUUUCAGGGAAAACAGGAGGCCUUUCUACAGCCUAUUACUUAGAUUUUGUGCUCAAUGCCUCAAGCAUCACUAAUGGAACCGUCAGAGUGCAAGUAGGUCCUGGAAGGGUUGAGUCUGGAAAUCCUAAUGCGAUACUCAAUGGCCUAGAAGUCAUGAAAAUAAGCAACGAAGCUGGAAGCUUGGACGGGUUAUUUGCUGUAGACGGGACCUUCGUUGGACCAAGUAGAGGAGUUACUACAAUGAAGAUUAUCGCGGGUGUCGGUCUUCUCAUGGGAGUAACAGCAAUGUUAUUGCUUGCCUCAGUUUUUGUACGUUGGCAUAAAAGGCCGAAUGAUUGGGAGAAAUGCAACAGUUUCUCAUCAUGGCUUCUUCCUCUCCAUGCCAGUCAUUCCAGUUUCAUGUCGAGCAAAAGCGGGUCUCACCAAUUUGGUUCCAACAAAAGUAAGAGCGGCUACUCGAGUUUCUUCUCCUCAGCACUUGGAUUAGGCCGAUACUUCACCUUUGCAGAAAUCCAAGAAGCCACAAAGAAUUUCGACGAGAACGCUGUGGUGGGUGUUGGUGGAUUUGGUAAAGUCUACCUCGGUGAACAAGAAGAUGGAACUAAACUCGCUAUCAAACGUGGUAGUGCGAGUAACGAACAGGGAAUCAAUGAAUUCCAAACUGAAAUCCAAAUGCUUUCGAAACUUCGUCAUCGCCAUCUCGUAUCUUUGAUUGGUUACUGUGACGAGAAUUCAGAAAUGAUACUUGUGUACGAGUACAUGGCCAACGGUCCACUUCGUGAUCAUCUUUACGGAUCGAAUCUCCCUCAUUUAACUUGGAAACAGCGGCUGGAAAUCUGCAUAGGUUCAGCUCGAGGACUGCAUUACCUUCACACAGGUACUGCACAGGGAAUCAUUCAUCGUGACGUUAAGACCACGAACAUCCUUCUUGAUGAGAAUUUAGUUGCUAAAGUCUCUGAUUUCGGGUUAUCUAAAGCUGCACAAAUGGGUACUGCUGUAAGUACUGCAGUAAAAGGUAGUUUCGGGUAUUUGGAUCCUGAAUAUUUUAGACGUCAACAGCUAACUGAGAAGUCAGAUGUUUACUCAUUUGGAGUAGUACUUUUCGAGGUUUUAUGCGCAAGACCUGCACUGAACCCAGCAUUACCAAGAGAACAAGUUAACCUGGCUGAAUGGGCAAUGCAAUGGCACAAGAAGGGUCUACUCGAGAAAAUAAUUGACCCUAAAUUAGCAGGCACUAUCAAUUCUGGCUCUCUAAAGAAGUUUGCUGAAGCAGCUGAGAAGUGUUUAGCAGAUUAUGGUGUUGAUAGACCUUCAAUGGGAGAUGUCCUAUGGAACUUGGAGUAUGCUUUACAGCUUCAAGAAGCUUCAACAUCAACACCUGAACCAGUCGAUGAUAUGCCCAAAAUCAAGGCUCCGGAUCAACCGAAGGAAAAGGAUGAUGACGACAGCGAUGAGGCUCCAAUCAUUACUAUUACUGACAACUCCACUAUAGCAGAUUCACCUUUGUUUUCACAACUUGCUGGCUUUCAAGGAAGGUAAACAAAAAGAUUGCAGUCAUAAUAAAGAUUAAGAGAAAGUUUAGCCUUGUUCGAUCUUUCCUCGGGUUGAUUCUGAAACUGUUCUUAAGACGACCAUCUAUCUUUUUUAUGUAUUCGAGUGGGUGCAGAACGCAUUGUGCAGCAACUCCAUUGAGUUUCAUUUCUUUCUCUAUUUUUUUUCCUUGGUUUUCUUUUGUACUUAUUGUUUUUACUUUGUUCUUUUAUUCAUUAAAGUUUACCUGUUAAUGAUAUAAACUUCAGCAUACUGACCUUGGCAAGGUUCCUUGGAACUUUAUCAUGCA